AUGGAUUGUGUUGAUAACAUGAAAGAGUUGAUCAAACACCUGGAAGAUUUGAAACUAUUAACAGCGGAUGCUCAACUAUACAAGGCUGAUGAAAUAUGGGUCAGACUGCUUGAAUUGAUAAUGGAGUUGAAACAACAGGACUACAGGUCUACAGAUGUAGUGCAGCGCUUACAGAGUACUCAACUAGAAGAUAUUGCAGCCAAGUAUUUGGAGUAUAAUCGACCCAGUUUACAGAUCAAAGUAAUGGAGUUUACUACAGUAUUUGCGAAUAUGGUAUACUAUGAUAGUCGGUUCAAAGUAUCACAUCGACUAAGCAACCAACUCUCACAAUGCAUGCAAUCACCAAACCGUCAAGUCAAAAUGAUGGCAAGUCAUGAUUGA
Batrachochytrium dendrobatidis JAM81 is the source of this 381-nucleotide messenger RNA. RefSeq lists its product as uncharacterized. The transcript is spliced from 3 exons. Lineage: Eukaryota; Fungi; Chytridiomycota; Chytridiomycetes; Rhizophydiales. The record is from RefSeq and is a predicted model, not a curated record. The coding region runs from base 1 to 381 and encodes 126 amino acids.